Molecule: messenger RNA, 488 nt
Organism: Ilyonectria robusta
Lineage: Eukaryota; Fungi; Ascomycota; Sordariomycetes; Hypocreales; Nectriaceae
Exons: 1
Coding region: 72-380 (102 amino acids)
Source: RefSeq, a predicted model, not a curated record
CAAAUUAAACGGCUUUCACGCUGAUUUUCGCGUUUUUCGGACUUCUCUUAACCUCAGAGACAACUGCCAAAAUGGAUAUCAUAAAGGUCGCGAAAGUCUCCAGAAUCAUCAAUGUCUCAAUUAGCCGCGUUUGGGAUAUCGCGUGGUCAUUCGGAUGCGAGGCCCUUCGGUUCCCCAGCGUCGUCACGUCAUCGCUAGAAGGCUACGGUGUGGGGCCUAUCGGACUUUAUGGCUCGACAGAAAAUCGGCCUUCAAGGGUCAGGCCAAGCCUGUCCGAGAGCGCUUGGAAGGAUGUGAUCCAGCUACUCACACAAUUCGCUAUCGGAUUUUUGACGGCAUACUGGAAGGUGGUGCUUCCUUGUUACGCUUUCCCUAGUUGAUGUAGACGAGAAAACAAGGUCCACAUGGAUUGGAGAGACGGAAUCUAUCCAGGGCGAUCAAGUAGUAGGUCCAAAGGCGGCCCUGGAACAAAUAUACCACGAAUGAAU